UUAAACAGCGCGUGCAAAUCGAUUUCUUCAGUUGACGAUUGAACAAUGGCCGGGCUAUUGGCUCAAGUCUUGAUUUUGUGCUGUCUAGCACUGGUCCGUGGGGACCAAACAAAAUUUUGCGAUCUGGCGUCUUGCUAUGGGAGACCCCAUACGAUGUGCCUCUUUCCUUCGGAAACGCCUGCAGCUUCGUGCGGGGAGAUGAAGGGCAAGGGUUUAACUCCCGAGGAGAAGAAGGCUAUUCUCGAGAGACACAAUCACUGGAGAGCUCGUGUCGCUAGUGGAAAGGAAAUGAGAGGUAUCAAUGGACCCCAACCCGCCGCGAAAAACCUCGGCUCCAUGACGUGGAACGAUGAAAUAGCAGAGUAUGCGCAGAGAUGGGCUGAUCAGUGCUCUUUCCAACACGACCACUGCCGGAACACCGCUAAAAUGCUGGUGGGACAAAACAUCGCAUUCAUUGGAAGUACUGCAGGAUGGAACAAUGACAAUCUAGUCCAAAUGGUAGAUAAUUGGUACAACGAGGUGGAACAUUUCGAUAGGAACAAGAUUCGCAACUUUCGCGUUGUGUACCACCCAAGAGCGCUGCAAGUCUAUCACUACACCCAGAUGGUCUGGGCGAAGAGCACCAUGCUCGGCUGCGGCGCUUCCAGAUACAGAAAGCAAGGCGACAGAUACUACAUAACGUACCUCGUCUGUAACUACGCCCCGACGGGAAAUUUUAUUGGUCAGCCAGUCUACGAAAUAGAAUGAAGCACAAUGCACUUCUUGCCGGGCCCCGUACGUAAUUCAAUACGACAUAGUCGAAAUUGGGAAGUGAUGAGUCCUGAGGGUUUUUUCUACAGAAAUUCCUCGGCGUAAACUCAGGAUUUAUCACUCAAUUUUUUUCUUAUUUCAUUAGAAAAAUACAAGCAGAUCUGAGAAAAUUUAAACCCAGGAAUUUCGAUGGAAAUCUAUUGGUUUUUUCCGUAACAAAAUUUUUUAUUGAUCAUUAAUAAAAAAUUAAUGCCAAUCCAAAAGAGUUAUCUCUGGAAUGCGCAAGAUUUUUUGACAAUUUUUCCUUAUGUAAUAUUUCCUCAUACUUUAUCAUGUUCAAUCAAUGCCUUGUAUUGUUUAUAUGAGCGCCUUAUAGUCUCCAAAAAACAAUAAUAAUAAUGCUUGAAUGUGACUCAGCCGACAAUCCGACUCCAGUUUGAAAGCCCGCAUCUGAAAACAACUUGUUUAAACAUUUGUUAAUCUGCAAGAAUUACAAGAAGCAAUAAAAAAAAUUAUCAUAAAACUCCAAGAUGAAAAACAUGAAUGAGGGCAGCCAACGGUGGUGAAUAUUUUAUUGACAUCAUCGACGGUUUGUAUUUUUCAUUCUCCAGAAGAUAUUGAAUAAUAUAAUAUUUAUAAUAAUAA
This is a messenger RNA of Diachasma alloeum, 1395 nucleotides long. Its product is annotated as venom allergen 3. The record is from RefSeq and is a predicted model, not a curated record. The transcript has 5 exons. Bases 46 to 747 code for a protein of 233 amino acids. Gene Ontology annotation, cellular component: extracellular region. Lineage: Eukaryota; Metazoa; Arthropoda; Insecta; Hymenoptera; Braconidae.